AGGAUACCCCAUUAUGACCUAAAUACCCAUCGUUCUCCACAUUAGCUCCAAGUCUGUAAUUCCCAACACAACCCUAACCUCCCAAUUCUCUUUUUGCCCUUCAAUUUCUUCAACCUCCUUCCUUCCCUUCCUUGCCCUUCUCCAUUUUUUCCAUUUCCCCUUUCUCUCCUUCCCACAAUUAUUCUUCUCUCUCUCUCUUCCUCACUCAAUAACCCCCCCCCCCCUUUUUUACCCGCCACAUUCAAAUUUUUCUCCUAGACCUUUCUUCUUUGGUUUCUAUUUUUAUGAUUGAUUUGAUGUGAGAUACGGGUGAAAUCUGGGAUGGGUUUCUCUGGGGUUUGUGUAUUUUUGUUGUUUUGAUUGGAAAAGCUGGAAUCUUGGAGUUUUAGUUCACUUUGGGUUAACUUGGGUGUGUUCGAUGAGUCUCGAUCGUGAUUUGACUUCUGGAGCUCUUUUUUCCUCUGUUAAUUGAUGGUGAGUUUGAUGUUUCUAUUGGGUUCCUGUCGCGAUUUUGGUUUGUUUUGUUGCUUCUGCGGUUUUGAUAAGUAGAUUGAUGGGACUAUCUCCCUUGCUGUCCUUUUCUAUACUGUUUUUACUUGUCUUGAGCGAGGGUCUAUCUGAAACAGUCUCUCUACCUCACCUCUGAGGUGUAGAGGGAUUCAUGUGCUUCAUUCUAUUGAGACUUGUUGGUUAGAUUCAUUCUUGUAGCUGCCAUUCCAUUAUAGAUUCAUGCUUCAUUAUAGUGCUGGAAGCAGGCCAUAGUGAAGUCACCUGGAGAAAAAUAGUAUCUUUGGUAUUUGUGAGUUGCUAGCUGAUUCAUCAGGUGGGAGAAGAGUUUGAUCUUUCCUUGGUACAUUUGGAAAGUUUUUGGUAGAGCAGGUGACAGUAUUGAUUGAAAUAACUACUUUUGCAAAGACAGAUGGCGAACAAUGAGUUGAUCCAUGGACAAAAUAGCGACUUAGCUGAUGGAGGUGAGAACCAGGAAAUAGUGUUUGACCACACUCAUGGUAUGGGCAUAAACCAGAACCAUGAACUGGAAUUAGAGCACAACCAUAACCAUGAGCAUGAGAUGGGUAUAGGGCAGAGCCAAGAUCAUGACAGGAAUCAUGAGCAUGAGUAUGAACACGAGAAUGGCUUACCUGUGGAGCAGAAGCCCGAGCAUGAAAACCAGGAGUUGCCUAAUGAAAACAAUGAGUUAGAUAUUUCUGAACAAGAUGAGUUGGCUAUCGAGGAAAGCCAAGAACUUGAUGAUAACUUGGAAUUAGCUGUGGUUGAGAGUCAUGAUAUGGGUGUUCAACCUGCACAUGAAUUUGCAGUCCAUGAUGGUCAGAUGGUUCUUGCUUCAUCAGCUCAUGUCCUUCAGGCUCGAACUCUUUCGACUACUACUGAUUUUGAGUUACAUGUGGGACAAGAAUUCCCUGAUGUCAAGAGCUGCCGAAGGGCUUUACGUGACACGGCCAUUGCUCUUCACUUCGAGAUUCAGACCAUAAAAUCUGAUAAAACUCGUUUUACGGCUAGAUGUGCCAGCGAGAGCUGUCCUUGGCGCAUCCAUGCGGCUAAACUUCCAGGUGUACCCACGUUCACAAUCAGAACAAUUCAUGACAACCAUACAUGUGGAGGAAUUGCGCAUCUAGGCCAUCAGCAAGCCUCAGUUCAGUGGGUGGCCAACUCUGUGGAGCAACGGCUACGGGAAAACCCAAAUUGCAAGCCAAAAGAGAUCCUUGAAGAAAUUCACCGGGUUCAUGGAAUCACCCUGUCGUACAAGCAAGCUUGGCGUGGAAAGGAACGAAUUAUGGCGGCUAUGCGUGGUUCCUUUGAAGAAGGUUAUCGCCUUCUCCCUCAGUACUGUGAACAAGUUAAAAGGACCAAUCCAGGGAGUAUAGCAUCAGUUUAUGCAAGCCCUGCUGAUAAUUGCUUUCAGCGGCUUUUUAUUUCAUUUCAGGCGUCUAUUUUUGGUUUUCUAAAUGCUUGUCGCCCUCUUCUUGGGCUUGAUCGGACAUUCUUGAAAAGUAAAUACCUCGGUACUUUACUUUUAGCUACUGGUUUUGAUGGUGAUGGCGGCCUUUUUCCUCUAGCAUUUGGUGUUGUUGAUGAGGAGAAUGAUGAUAACUGGAUGUGGUUUCUCUCUGAACUUCAUGCCUUGCUAGAGGUCAAUACAGAAAACAUGCCAAGACUUACCAUCUUGUCUGACAGGCAGAAGGGCAUUGUAGAUGGUGUUGAAGCAAAUUUUCCCACUGCUUUCCAUGGUUUUUGCAUGCGUCAUUUGAGUGAAAGCUUCCGUAAGGAGUUCAACAAUACCAUGCUUGUUAACCUGUUGUGGGAAGCCGCACAUGCUCUUACAGUCAUCGAGUUUGAGGCAAAAAUUCUCGAGAUUGAGGAAAUAUCACAAGAUGCUGCAUAUUGGAUUCGACGGAUUCCUCCACGAUUGUGGGCCACAUCUUAUUUUGAGGGAACAAGAUUUGGGCAUUUGACUGCUAACAUAGUGGAACAAUUGAAUAAUUGGAUUCUAGAGGCCUCUGGACUUCCAAUAAUUCAGAUGAUGGAAUGCAUCAGGAGGCAGCUUAUGACUUGGUUCAAUGAACGUCGAGAGACCAGUAUGCAGUGGACAUCAAUUCUGGUGCCUACAGCGGAGAUGCGAGUCGCAGAUGCUCUUGAGCGUGCCCGAACUUAUCAGGUUCUUCGUGCUAAUGAAGCUGAGUUUGAAGUGAUAUCUCACGAGGGUACCAGUAUUGUUGAUAUUCGGAACCGUCGCUGUCUUUGUCAGGGAUGGCAACUCUAUGGUUUGCCAUGUGCACAUGCUGUGGCAGCACUACUUUCUUGCCGGCAAAAUGUCCACCGAUUUACUGAGAGUUGCUUUACUGUUGCAACGUACCGGAAGACAUAUUCCCAAACUAUACAUCCUAUUCCAGAUAAAUCAUUAUGGAGGGAAAUGAUAGAGGGAGAUCCAGAUGCUGCCCAGGCUGUUGAGAUUAUUAUAAACCCACCCAAGUCACUUCGGCCUCCUGGCAGGCCAAGGAAGAAGCGAGUUAGAGCAGAAGACCGUGGUAGGGUGAAGCGAGUUGUUCAUUGUAGCCGCUGCAAUCAGACUGGCCACUUCAGGACUACAUGUGCAGCUCCAAUUUGAUUUGUCUCUGCAGACUAUUCAUUGGGUGCAAAAGAAGUCUGUGUGAUAUACCUUUUCAUGUGCAGAGUCUUUCUUAUAUUCUGUUGAAGGAUAUAUUUCUAGUUAGUUUCUCAGUCCAUAGCGAUAACUUGUCCUCUGCUAGUCUAGUAAGAUUAUGCCUUUUUUUUUGGAUUUGUUCUAAUGAUACGUUGCAACAGAUAGAUUUGGUGGUUAUAACCAUAUGAUUUGAUGAAAA
Molecule: messenger RNA, 3359 nt
Organism: Capsicum annuum
Lineage: Eukaryota; Viridiplantae; Streptophyta; Magnoliopsida; Solanales; Solanaceae
Exons: 3
Coding region: 920-3124 (734 amino acids)
Molecular function (GO): zinc ion binding
Source: RefSeq, a predicted model, not a curated record